Henningerozyma blattae CBS 6284 is the source of this 2040-nucleotide messenger RNA. Its product is annotated as tetratricopeptide repeat protein. The transcript has a single exon. The coding region runs from base 1 to 2040 and encodes 679 amino acids. The record is from RefSeq and is a predicted model, not a curated record. NCBI's taxonomy places the organism in Eukaryota, Fungi, Ascomycota, Saccharomycetes, Saccharomycetales, Saccharomycetaceae. Gene Ontology annotation, molecular function: protein binding.
AUGAACGAUGAGAAUCAAGACGGGGUGCAAGGGAUGCAUCCGUACAAGAGACAUGUGCAAAGUACGUUGAUCAGCAAGGAGGAUUUGAGUAUGGGGAGUGAGGCUGCGCUGCGUGCCCCCCAAAGCACAAUAGAAGAUGAGAUUAGAAGUAUCGGCACACCUAGCAUGCGAGGUCAUGGGUUUACACAGAGUGUCUCGUUAAGCCCAUCGCCACGAGGGUCCCCGACAUAUAGUGGUAAUCGAAGAUCCAAGAGUGUGGAUCUUUCGCAUUUGUAUUUGGCCAACGGUAGUCAAGACACACAAUUGACAAGCACGAACGAAAGCGUGGCAGAUUUGUCACACCAGUUGAUCAGUCAAUACUUGGGAGAAGCUAAGGAAACGUCCCUUGUGCCGAGGUUGAAAACGAUUGAGAUGUAUCGAGAGAAUGUGAAGAAAUCCAAAGAUGUGAAAGUGUUGUUUGAAUAUGCUCAAUACAUGUUACAAACGGCGUUGACUAUUGAGAGCAGUGCGGAUCAAGAAUUGAAAGAGCAAUUUUUAAAAGAGGCCAAGAAUUAUUUGAAAAAACUGAGUGUGAAAGGGUAUGUGGAUGCGCAAUAUUUGCUCGGAGAUGCGUAUGCGUCGGGUGCUAUUAACAAUGGUAAAGUGAAUAAUAAAGAAUCGUUCCAAUUGUUCCAAAGUGCUGCGAAACAUGGACAUAUUGAGAGUGCGUAUCGUACUGCGUAUUGUUAUGAGAAUGGACUUGGUACGACCAAGGAUAGUAGGAAAUCGUUGGAUUUCUUGAAGUUUGCUGCCAGUAGGAACCAUCCUAGUGCGAUGUACAAGUUGGGUGUUUAUCUGUUUUAUGGGAAAAUGGGGCUUGAUCCGGAGGAUAUCACGAAUAAAUUGAAUGGGGUGAAAUGGUUGGCUAGGGCGAGUUUGAACCCUAGUGAGUUGACGUGUGCUGCGCCGUAUGAAUUGGCCAAGAUUUAUAAAAGAGGUGUUAUUGAUAUUAUUUUGCCCGAUGAAAAAUAUGCUACGGAGUUGUAUAUCAAGAGUGCUUCAUUAGGACAUGUGAAGUCGUGUACUGUUCUUGGUGAGAUAUACGAGACUGGGAAUGUUGCAGUGAAGAGAGAUAGCAACCUGAGCAUACAUUACUAUACCCAGGGGGCGUUGCAGGGGGAUCCCAAGGCGAUGCUGGGAUUGUGUGCAUGGUAUUUGGUUGGUGCAGGGGAUAAUUUUGAAAAAGAUGAGAAUGAGGCGUUUGAAUGGGCGUUGAAGGCAGCCAAUUGCGGGUAUGCCAAGGCUCAAUACACAGCAGGGUAUUUCUACGAGAAGGGUAAAGGAUGUGAUAGAGAUGAGGUGGUGGCAAGGAAAUGGUAUGAAAAAGCUGCUAAGAACAAGGACGAGCGGGCUAUAAACAAGUUGAAGGGGAUGUCUGGUGGGAUGUCUUGUGGGAAAGCUAAUGGGGGCGUGAAUAGUCAAGUGAAUAGUCAAGCGAAUAGUCAAGCGAAUAGUCAAGCGAAUAGUCAAGCGAAUAGUGCUAAUAAUAGUAUCAGCAAUAGCAAUACAAUUACGACUAGUAAUACGAUUGGUAACACAAACACAACGAUGGCUGGCAACACUGGCUACACAAACCACACAGACUACACAAACCACACAACCCACACAGCCCACACUGGCAACGCUAACACCACCAGCACUAGUCCUGGCGAGAAUUCUGCUAUUAAUAGCAGCGUGGAAAAUAGGGGACGUGCCGCAGAUUUCUCUGGGGCUGCCAGCGCCACCAAGGCCAGGAAUGCUGCGAAUGCUACUGGUAAUGGUAAUGGUAAUGGUAAUGGUAAUAGCACUGGCACUGGCAAUAGCAAUAGCAAUAGCAAUAGCAAUAGCAAUAGCACUACCAACACCACUACCACUACCAACACCAACCACAGCACAAAUAGCAAUCCCGCAAACGGCAAACACAGCAAGCGCCGCUCCGUGUUUGGCCUGCGUGCCCAGAAGCCCGCGCAGAACGCACAGGCAGCCCAGAAACCACCGCAGCGCGACUGUGCCGUCAUGUAG